AUGGAAAUGCAGCAAAACUGCAGCAUUUCAUGCUUCUGGGAAACCCAACCUCUUGGUUGUGUGAAGAUCAGCUGUAUUUUUUACCACAGCAAACCCCGAAAUAUCAAUGGAUUAUUUUUGCCACCAAGUAGCAACACCACCUUACAGAAAGAAAGUCAGGAAGGAAAUCCACCCCCAAGCCAGAGUCAGGAACCUCUGAAACCCAUGGAGAAUGUAUCACGACCUAUCCAUAAUCCAUUAGUUUUAAAAACUAACUUUGAAGAAGAGGAGGAGGAAGAAGAGGAACAAAAUGAUGCUUCUAGUUUAUGGACAAAGACACCUGAAGAAAUUGAAGAGAAGAGAGCAAUAAAGGAGAUGUGUUAUAAAUCUGGUGAAUACUAUAGAUUCCAUGCUCCUCCGGACAUUUCAUCAUCAAAAAGCGUAGCUUCUACACCAGAAAAGGAGUUAGAAAAGCCUUUGGAAAAUGGCAGCGAAUUGCAAGAAGGGGAUGGUCUCACAGUUCCAACGAAGUUUAGCCUCUUGGACAGGCUGGGCGAGGCAAAAACAUCACUGGAUAGGAAACCAAGGACUGACAUUGCUACUUUUGAAAAUGGAGGAGGUGACUGCUAUGCUCCACAGAGGAUCAUAUUUCUUGGAGUAGAUGAAAGUGAAGCAUUAGCUGAAGUGAAAGAAAUCACCUCAAAAUGCUCAAAUAUCAAAGAGAGCAAGGACAGUCUACAUCCAAAGCGCCCCCUAACUACUCGCCUAGUCCCUACAACACAUAUAUUAAAUGCUACUGAGAACAUCAGGAUGAAGUACAGAGAGACCCCAUCUUCAAUGAAUGAUGUCCAGCCAGUGAGGAAGCCUCAUUUUAAAGGUGUGAAGAAAAGAAAAUGGAUUUAUGAUGAACCAAAGAACUUUCCUGGCCCUGGAAUGCGGAGAGUAGUACACACCCCAAAUCCCAAACAUAAAAUGAGUUACCAUCAUCAUAAUAAAAACCGAAAUGCUGAGAACACCUCCUAUAUGCAUGUCCAAAGAGACGCGGUAAGAACGGUCACGCUGAACACCCCUCCCGGAAGCAGGCCCACAGGUGGGUCCUACAACAAAACUGACGUCAACAAGGAGCCCAAACUCAACCUCUGCCCAGAUAAACAUAUGUCAACAUCAUAUAAUGGUUCAGCCUGGCGAAGAAGAAUUCCUUUUUCAAAAACAUAUUCAAAAACGGAAAAGAUAUAUCCAGAGCCAAGAAGAAAUGGAAGUAAGUAA
Messenger RNA from Peromyscus californicus insignis, 1245 nucleotides. RefSeq names its product chromosome unknown C12orf50 homolog (gene Zc3h11d). NCBI's taxonomy places the organism in Eukaryota, Metazoa, Chordata, Mammalia, Rodentia, Cricetidae. The coding region runs from base 1 to 1245 and encodes 414 amino acids. The transcript has 12 exons. The record is from RefSeq and is a predicted model, not a curated record.